UUCUGCACGCAAAUCCUGCACCAGCCGAAGGUAUCCUAGAGAGAGAAAGAAGAGAGAGAGAGAGAGAGAGAGAGAGAGAGAGAGAGAGAGAGAGAUGGAGAAGGCGAUCGAGAGGCAGCGAGUUCUCCUCCAGCACCUGCGACCUUCCUCCUCCUCCUCUUCCGUCCAUGGCGAUGCAUCUUCGCUCUCCGCAUCUAUAUGUGCGGCAGGUGAUAGCGCUGCAUAUCAAAGAUCCGGUAGCUUUGGGGACGACAUAGUGAUAGUAGCUGCGUAUAGGACAGCACUCUGCAAAUCGAAGCGCGGUGGCUUCAAGGACACGUACCCGGAUGAUCUGCUUGCACCUGUUCUGAGGGCAUUGAUUGAUAAAACAAAGAUAAAUCCAAGUGAAGUUGGAGAUAUUGUUGUGGGCACAGUACUGGCACCUGGUUCACAAAGAGCAAGUGAAUGCAGAAUGGCUGCAUUCUAUGCCGGUUUCCCUGAAACUGUGCCAAUUAGAACUGUCAACAGACAAUGUUCAUCUGGGCUUCAAGCAGUUGCUGAUGUAGCUGCAGCUAUAAAAGCAGGAUUUUAUGACAUCGGCAUUGGAGCUGGGCUUGAAUCUAUGACAGUCAAUCCAAUGGCUUGGGAAGGAUCAGUCAACCCAAAGGUCAAGAGCUUUGCUCAAGCUCAAAAUUGCCUGCUGCCGAUGGGUGUAACUUCUGAAAAUGUCGCACACCGUUUUGGCGUGACAAGGCAGGAGCAAGAUCAAGCUGCUGUUGAGUCUCACAGGAAGGCUGCUGCUGCUACAGCUGCUGGCAGAUUUAAAGACGAAAUAAUCCCGGUAGCUACCAAGAUUGUUGACCCAAAAACUGGUGAUGAGAAACCUGUAACCAUAGCAGUGGAUGAUGGUAUUCGGCCUAGCGCAACAUUGUCAGAUCUGGCUAAGCUGAAGCCCGUGUUCAAGAAAGAUGGUUGUACAACUGCUGGUAAUUCAAGCCAGGUGAGUGAUGGUGCUGGAGCUGUUCUCCUCAUGAAGAGAAGUCUUGCAAUGGAGAAAGGCCUACCUAUUCUUGGUGUCUUCAGGACUUUUGCUGCUGUUGGUGUGGAUCCUGCUAUCAUGGGUGUUGGGCCUGCUGUUGCAAUCCCAGCUGCAGUUAAAGCUGCUGGUCUUGAACUGGAUGACAUUGAUCUUUUUGAGAUAAAUGAGGCUUUUGCAUCUCAGUUUGUCUACUGUCGGAACAAGCUGGGUCUUGAGCCAGAAAAGGUCAAUGUCAAUGGAGGAGCAAUGGCCAUGGGACAUCCUUUGGGUGCAACUGGGGCACGUUGUGUUGCUACUCUGUUGCACGAGAUGAAACGCCGUGGCAAAGAUUGCCGGUUCGGUGUGAUAUCAAUGUGUAUAGGCACCGGGAUGGGUGCUGCAGCUGUACUGGAAAGAGGUGACUCGGUUGAUGACCUUUCCAAUGCCAGGAAAGUGGGAACCAACAGUCUUUUGUCCAAGGAUGCUCGAUAGAGGUUUGAUAUGAGCUUUGCAUUUUCAUCUCCUCUUUGCCAUUUCAGCCAAUAAUGUCGUAUUCAAGUAUUCACAAAUUUAGUCAGGGCAUUGUAAUAAGACGUGCAUCAUUUAAAUGACGAAAGUCAAAUGCAAAUUCAGUGGUUACGCAAGACAAUCCUUUUAUAUUCCACCCCCUUAUGCCUCCGGGGAUCUUUGUUAUACUA
Eucalyptus grandis is the source of this 1695-nucleotide messenger RNA. RefSeq names its product 3-ketoacyl-CoA thiolase 2, peroxisomal. Bases 95 to 1489 code for a protein of 464 amino acids. The record is from RefSeq and is a predicted model, not a curated record. Gene Ontology annotation, biological process: phenylacetate catabolic process; fatty acid beta-oxidation. Gene Ontology annotation, cellular component: peroxisome. The transcript has 14 exons. Lineage: Eukaryota; Viridiplantae; Streptophyta; Magnoliopsida; Myrtales; Myrtaceae. Gene Ontology annotation, molecular function: acetyl-CoA C-acyltransferase activity.